This is a messenger RNA of Symbiodinium natans, 1962 nucleotides long. The record is from the annotation of a GenBank genome assembly. Lineage: Eukaryota; Dinophyceae; Suessiales; Symbiodiniaceae.
AUGGGAUCGACAGCGCACGUAGCCGAUGAUGCUGAGCUGGCUGAGGCCGAAGGCAGGUUGGACAUGCUCAGUGCAAGCACUGGUGGGCGUGGCGCCUCGUCGACCGGCCUGCACAGCCAUAGCGCGCCUGUGCAUUCCCUGGCGCCGCCUGCUUACAGGUCUGAGGAGCCCUCUCCUGCGGCCUCUGGAAGCCCCUACGCCAUCCGGGCGCAGUCCACAAAGUCCUUGAACGAACGUCGCCGAGGCUUUGAGGAAGGAACUAGGGUCUCCUUUGACACAGCAUCGUUGAUGUCCGAGCGCGUGGACGCUGAAAUCUCCAAGAGGUACGACAUCGACAUGCGUGAGAUUGGCAUCGGAGGAUACGGGAAGGUCUUCUUGGCAAAGGACCGCAUGUUCAAGGACCGCCAAGUGGCCAUCAAGAAGGUGAUCAAGAUCGAUGAUGAGCGGGAUUCGGCCUUCAAGAAGGAGGUUACCAUCAUGAAACGUCUCGAUCACCCAAACAUCUGCCGCCUCUUUGAGACUUAUGAGCAGGGGCGUGUGAUGUACUUUGUGAUUGAGUUCUGCGAGGGCGGAGACCUCUUCGACAGGUUUUCGAAUCAUGGGCAACUUCCAGAAACGGUUGUGGCUCCAAUCAUCAAGCAGGUCACCAGCGCGUUGAAGUACGCCCAUUCCAAGGGCAUCGCGCAUCGGGAUCUGAAGUUGGAGAACAUCUGCUUCUGUGAGAAGUCUCCGAACAGCACCCAUGUCAAGGUUAUCGACUGGGGCCUUGCCGGCAGCUUCGAGCAAGGGAGGAUGAAGUCCACUGUGGGCACCUCCACCUACUCCGCGCCGGAGGUCCUUGAUCCGGAGGACGAAGAUGAUGGCUACACCUGUGCCUGCGACCUAUGGAGCCUCGGCAUCGUAGCCUACAUCGCUUUGUCCGGGAAGCCACCCUUCUGGGGCAGUGCGAAGCAGCAGCUGGCGAGGAUGAAAGCGGAGUAUUACCCGCUGACCGGGGUGUUCUGGGACUCGGUGUCGGAUGCUGCCAAGGAUCUCAUCCGCCACUUGCUGAAAGUCGACGUGCAGGCCCGGCUCACCGCCGACCAGGUGCUCCAUCAUCCCUGGCUGGCUCAACACAAAGUGCAGCCGGACUUCCGGCUUCUGACGCAGGUGCUCACAAACGUGGAGCAGUUUAGCCGUGCGCCGGAUUUCUUUUCCUUCUGUGUCGCUUCUGUAGCGCGGCAGCUAGAUCACCGCAGCCUGAGCAGCAUUCGCGAUGCUUUCUUCAUGCUGGAUCAAAACUGUGAUGGCAUUCUGGACAUGGAGGAGCUGUGUCGAGGCUAUGCCACGGCCUUCCACCCAGACGAUCCUGGAGCUGUCUCCGAGGCAGAGGUGCAGGAGAUCUUCUCCUACUUGGACCUUGACGGAUCUGGAAGGAUCACCUUCACUGAGUUCUGCGCCGCAGGACUUGGCGAGGAUGGCUACCAAGACGAGCAUGUGCUUUGGUCGGCGUUCAAGACUUUCGACAUCCACGAUGAUGGGCAGAUCUCCAAGGAGGAGCUUCGGCAAGUGCUACAAAGGGCCGACAUCACACAGGUCUGGACGUCCAGCGUUUGUGAGGAGGUUGCCGAGGAAGUGGUACAACUUUUUGGGAGCGGCUCCGAUAGUAUCAACUUCGAUGAGUGGCUGACACUCAUGCGAGAGUCCUCGGCCAGACACAACGAGAUGUCUCCGAAGCGCUUCGGAAACAGCUUGACGUCCUUGCUGGGUACAUCCAGCUUUCAAGUCGGCCGAGAGGACUCCGCCGAGCGGACCGAAAACUCGGCCGACAAUUCGAAGAACCUGGAGGUGUCGCCUGAAGAACCUGAAGAGCCGGCUGCAGAGCUGCUAGCCGCGACAGUGCAACCAGCACGAGGUUCCAACGAAUGUUGUGCCGGAGGCCUGCAGAGGAUAUAUCGGAGCUUGAGUGGACGACUGCGCUAG